Molecule: messenger RNA, 2978 nt
Organism: Drosophila nasuta
Lineage: Eukaryota; Metazoa; Arthropoda; Insecta; Diptera; Drosophilidae
Gene: Hr96
Product: Nuclear hormone receptor HR96
Exons: 5
Coding region: 377-2704 (775 amino acids)
Biological process (GO): cell differentiation; positive regulation of transcription by RNA polymerase II; negative regulation of transcription by RNA polymerase II
Molecular function (GO): nuclear receptor activity; RNA polymerase II cis-regulatory region sequence-specific DNA binding; zinc ion binding
Source: RefSeq, a predicted model, not a curated record
CGAUGUUUCUCCACCUCUAGUUUGAGCACAACACACUGAAGAAGAGGGCCCCAAUUAAUUAAAAUAUGUGGUGAUAACGAAACUUGGUGAUUUAUACGUGUUAAAGUCGAAGGGCAUAAGGUGCAAAAUUAAGCAGGACGCGCAAUUCGGAAAAUGUUGGAGGAUCACGAGAAGCAACAACCAUAAGUGCAACCAUCUAGGAACCAGGAAACACAACAACAAAUAUUUUCGCGGCCAGUCCACAACAAAGCAAGGGGCAGAGCAAUUAAAAAAUCAAUCACAAUUCUAAUUGAAAGCUGUGGAGAUAGACGACGCAGCGGCACGCAGAGGCAGAAGCAGCGACAGCGAAAGCGAGCUAGGCAAUAAUAAUAAUAGUAUGUCACCCCCCAAGAAUUGUGCUGUGUGCGGCGACAAGGCCUUGGGAUAUAAUUUCAACGCAGUCACUUGCGAGAGCUGCAAAGCCUUCUUUCGACGCAAUGCUCUGGCCAAAAAGCAGUUCACCUGCCCCUUUAAUCAGAACUGUGAGAUCACUGUGGUCACCCGUCGCUUUUGCCAGAAAUGCCGCCUGAAAAAAUGCCUCGACAUUGGGAUGAAGAGCGAGAACAUUAUGUCCGAGGAGGACAAACUGAUCAAACGUCGCAAAAUAGAGAACAAUCGCGCCAAACGUCGUAUGAUGGAGCACGGUGGCUCCGAUGGGGAUGCCGAUCCGGAUGAUAAUAAAGUCGCUGGUGCUGUAGCCGAUAGUAGCUGCAAUUUGGAUACAUAUGCGGGCUCACAGGAUUCCCAGAGCUGUGGCUCUCCUGACAGCGGAGGUGGCGCCCAUGCCAAUGGAGGCGGAACAACGGGACCAACAAGUUCAACGACCACAACAACAAAACCACCGUCAGAUCGCUUAGCGUUAGUUAAUCCGCUAUUGAUGACCGCCGACAAAAUCGUGGACGAGAUUGUCGCUGAUCCCGAUCGCGCAUCGCAGGCGAUCAAUAGAGUAAUGAGAACACAGAAGGAAGCCAUCUCAGCAAUGGAGAAAAUAAUUGGUUCACAAAAAGAUGCCUUAAAGCUUGUCUCGCAUUUGAUAGAUUACCCAGGUGACGCUCUCAAAAUCAUAAGUAAAAUUAUGAAUUCGCCCUUCAACGCUUUAACAGUAUUCACAAAGUUCAUGAGUUCGCCCACCGAUGGCCUUGAGAUUAUCUCCAAGAUUGUCGAUUCUCCCAAAGAUGUGGUCGAGUUCAUGCAGAACCUAAUGCGAUCCCCAGAGAAUGCCAUUGACAUCAUGAACAAAUUUAUGAACACACCUGCUGAGGCUCUCAAAAUGCUAAAUCGCAUCUUCAACGGCAACGACGGCCGCAAAGCCGAAGAUGAUCCAGAGACGCUGCAACAACAGACCCAAGCACAGAAUGCGCGGGUCGACACUGUCAUACAUACAAUGCUGCAUGGCAGCCCAUCCUCAGGAAGCAGUGUCAGCAGUCUCAACACAUUGGACACCGCUGUUACCUCACCACUAAGCAGCAUAGCAAGUCCACCAAUGUCGAACAGCAACAGUGGUCCGAUUGAUUUACAUUAUCAGUCACCGAAAAUGAAUCACAAAACAGAAGAGCUGCCCAGCACAUCCGGCAACUAUCCACAUCACCAUCACUACAUGGCCAAUUCACCCGAGAUGGGUGGGAAGUCCUUUCUGCAAGGCUACACAGAUGAGUACAGUCUUGAUAGCGGUCUCAGCAUCAAUUCAAUAGAGUCUGUGCUCUCUGAAGUCAUACGCUUAGAGUAUCAGGCAUUCAACAGCUUGCAGACACCUGGCUCACACAUAAAAGAUGAAAUCUAUCAUGCUGCUGGCGGCAUGUCAUCAUCGACAACCUAUGACCAAGGGUACGGCGGCUGCAAGACAACAACAGCGAGCCAGCAGCAGCAGCAACAUCUGCAGCACCAACAGCCCAUUUGUGCGCCCUCGAGCAUUUUUAUGGAACGCGACCUGAACGAGGCAGAGCAGAUGAAAUUGCGCGAGCUGCGCAUGGCCAGUGAGGCUCUCUAUGACCCAGUUGAUGAAGAUCUCAGUGCCUUGAUAAUGAAUGAUGAGCGCAUUAAGCCGGACGAUGCGAGACAGAGUCCCAAGCUGUUGCAGCUCAUCAAUCUGACUGCGGUGGCAAUCAAGCGGCUCAUUAAAAUGGCCAAGAAGAUCAGUGCAUUCCGUGACAUGUGCCAAGAGGAUCAGGUGGCAUUGCUCAAAGGCGGCUGCACCGAAAUGAUGAUAAUGCGCUCAGUGAUUAUUUAUGACAACGAUCGUGCCGCUUGGAAGGUGCCACAUACCAAAGAGAAUACCGCAAAUAUUCGCACCGAUCUACUGAAGUUUGCCAAAGGGAACGUGUACGAAGAGCAUCAGAAAUUCAUAACCACCUUUGAUGAGAAAUGGCGAAUGGAUGACAACAUUAUUCUAAUCAUGUGUGCCAUUGUUUUAUUCACACCGGCGCGAUCACGUGUCAUUCACAAGGAUGCUAUCAGGUUGGACCAGAAUUCCUAUUAUUAUCUUCUGCGAAGAUAUCUAGAAAGCGUUUAUCCCGGCUGUGAGGCUAAGAACGCGUUUAUUCGUUUGAUUCAAAAGAUUUCGGAUGUGGAGCGUCUGAACAAAUUCAUGAUCAAUGUAUAUCUAAAUGUGAAUCCUUCCCAGGUGGAACCGUUGCUACGGGAAAUAUUUGAUUUGAAAAAUCACUGAAACGAUGAUUUUGGAAUUGUGCAUAAAAUGCUAGAAGCAUGUAAUCAUCGCUGUGCUGCUAUUGUUGUUGUUGUUUCUAUAGUCUAUAUAUUAUUAAUAUUAUAUCAGCUGCAAUUUGUUUUGUUUGUUCGCUUAUAAAGUUAGAUUUAAAUCGAAUGUGAUUGUUAGAUUUGCCUAUAACACAUAGUUUUUAUAUUUCUACAUCAAAGAGAGUAUAUUUUAGGUACAAAAUGCAAAGCAAAAAAAACGAAAUGUACACAUUUUAAUUAGUUUU